Papilio machaon (common yellow swallowtail) is the source of this 3058-nucleotide messenger RNA. Its product is annotated as GTP-binding protein 2-like. The coding region runs from base 340 to 3048 and encodes 902 amino acids. The record is from RefSeq and is a predicted model, not a curated record. Lineage: Eukaryota; Metazoa; Arthropoda; Insecta; Lepidoptera; Papilionidae. Gene Ontology annotation, molecular function: GTP binding; translation elongation factor activity; GTPase activity. Gene Ontology annotation, biological process: translational elongation. The transcript has 19 exons.
UGUAUUUGUGAUUUAACUUGGCGUAAUAUGUUGCAAACAUUAGAACAUUAUUAUACCAUUUUAAUAAAUAAUAAGUGAAUAUUUUCAUUACUAGUUAGAUUCUUAUGUGAUAAUAGUGCGUAACCGCUAGUUGCUGUACUGCUGUUUCAUUGUUUGUACAGUUGCAAUAUUUUCGUAAUCUUUGCGUCACAGUUGUAAUUAUUUUGGCCGUAUUCUGUUUGUAUCGUACAUUUGUUGACUCACAAACUCACAAUCACUUUGAAUACGGUCUUGGCAACAGUGAGUGGUGUUCCAAUGUGACCUUGAACCUAAGGAAACAGCUGUUUGGACCAGGUAGUCAUGGACUCUUUCUUCAGUCUCUUCGACCCUUCAGAGGGUGGGCAGGCGAAACAAUCGAAUAAGAAGCAUCAGAAAUCAGAUGCGGAUACCAAAAAGAACCCAGAUGCACCGAAAGGUAGGAGGAAAGGCAGAAGGUCACACGCUAAACAAGAGACCCAGCCAGAGGAAUCGUCUUUCCUCUGCGAGCCGGAUCUUAGUACCGAGCUUCUAGUCAAAGAUUGUAGCUAUAUUGAAAACUAUAUGGAAGUUAAGAAAGACGAUGAUACAAAAUUGGAUAAACCAAAGCGUCGUAAUUCAGGUAGAAAAUAUAGAAGGAAAAAGAACAAAGUAUCAACAACGAAAGAUAUCUCACCAUCUUGGAUAGAUGCUGAAGAAACUGAAGAUCCAAAGAAUUGGAACAAUCAAUCACCAGUACCUAAAAUGUACGAUGAAAAUAUAGGAAAGAAUGUUAAUGAUCUAGGUAAAGAAGAUUAUAAAAAGAAUAGAAGGAAAGAUUUUGAAAAAGUUGGGUUUUCAGAUAAAGACAAAAGUGGUUAUCUAGACAGAGCUGUGUACCAUAAUGUGAUAGAUAAAUUGGAAAAAGUUGGUCUGAAAGAUGAAAUGUACUUGGCUGGUGAUUUCAAUGAUGAAGACUUGGAGAAUGAUUUCUUCUACAGUUCUGAUGAUAUGGAAGAUUAUUUUGAUGAUGAUACUACUUCCGACUCUGAAGACUCCGGUGAGGAGUGCUACGGCAGCCUGCCUCCGGAGCCCCGCUUUGGUAAUGUUGAAUACAAGCUGCAGCUGGUUGAACCUUGCGAGAGAAGGUUCCAGCAUUUAGUAACACAGUUAAAAUGGCGGCUGAGAUCUGGCGGCGGUAGUGCCGUGUAUGUGGUGGGUGUGCGGGACUGCGGCGCACUGCGCGGGCUGCGUGCGCGUGCGCUGCGAGCCAGCCUGCGUGCGCUGCGCCGCAUGGCCGCCGCACUCGGCGCUGCGCCGGUCGCCGCACGCGCACGUCGUCUCGCACCACACAGGGCUGUCGCUGAGGUUUAUAUACGAAAGUUGGCAGAUACACAGCAGAGCGUAGAGUUGAGGAUAGCUGUGUUGGGGGCCAACGAGGCGGGCAAGUCCACACUCAUAGGUGUACUAACACAAGGUGAAUUGGACAACGGUCGUGGCAGCGCUCGUCUGAACAUGUUCCGUCACUUGCACGAAGUCAAGAGUGGACGUACUUCAUCUCUCAGUCAUGAAAUACUUGGAUUUGAUGCUCAGGGCAAUGUGGUUAAUUACGGUUGUUCAGAAUUAAUGACAGCGGAACGUAUAGGAGAGAGGAGUGCCAAGUUGGUGUCAUUCCUCGACCUGGCUGGUCAUACGAAGUACCAGAGGACCACACUGCACGGUCUGAGCGGGUACUCGCCGCACUACGCCAUGAUUGUGAUAUCAGCAACCGCAGGCAUCACUCGUAUAACAGAAGAACACAUCGCGUUACUAAUUGCACUGGAGCUGCCAUUCUUCGCGGUCAUCAGCAAAUGUGAACUCUGUCCAGCUAAUGUACGACCACUGGUGCAGCGGCUGGAGGUACUGCUGGCACCUGAAGGGGAGACCACUUUUAAAAAGAAGAAACCAGUGUUGAUAACGGAUGAGAACAUGGCGCGGAACUGCGUCGCUCCUCAACAGUCGAUCCUCGACUCCAUUGACAAAUGUUCUGAUGAUGAGGACAAGAAAGAUGAUGGUUGCAUAGAGCAAGUGGCAGUGUUUCCAGUGAGCUGCGUGCGCGGCGCUGGACUGAAUGCUUUGCACGCGUACUUACUGGCGCUGCAACCGCCCAUACCUGACUUGCAGCCGCAACAAGAUGAUGAGACAUGUGAAUUUCAAAUAGAUGAGAUCUUCCAUGUUGGUGACAGCAGCGGACCUGUUGUUGGAGGACUGCUCGCUAGAGGACAACUGUAUGAAGGAGAUAACCUGAUUAUAGGUCCGUUAGAAAAUGGUGAAUUCGUGGAGAUAUCGGUGAAGAGUAUAUAUAGGAAUAGGGUCCCAUGUGGCAGCGUGCGCGCGGGGCAGAGCGCCAGCCUGGGACUGGACCGCGCUCCGCCAGUACUGCGCCAGGGCAUGGUGCUACUGGCCGUGCCCCCGGGGUACAGAGCACCACACGACAGACCCACAUUCGGCACCUGCAGCUGCAGGACCGGGAUACCGCAAGUAAUUCGUAAUUCACAAUCAAAAGAGACGAAAAAUCGUAAAAAUGUGCGCAGGAAAAAUAAAAAUUUCUUACAAGACAUCGCUAAUGUUGAGAAUUGUCUCGUCAAAUGUAAAGACAAGAUAGAAGAGGGCAAUAUUUAUAGAUCUGACAGUGAUGGUGAAAAAAUAGAUACAAACCAGAAUGUAGAUGUGAAAUGCGCAUGCGGAGAUGUUGUCCCUCUGGAGGAUCCUAACGACCCUAGGGGAUGUUUAUAUUUUCAGGCUACAGUACACGUGUUGAGACAUUCAACCGCCAUAUAUCCCGGCUUUCAGUGCUCCGUUCAUGUCGGCAAUGUACGACAGACUGCUAUUAUUGAGGGUAUAAUGUCGGGUAACAGCGAGCUCCGUGCGGGCGAGACCGCAUCAAUACUGUUCAGGUUUGCGCGUUGUCCUGAAUACUUGGUGAGAGGAAGACGGAUGCUGUUCACUGCAGGACUUGGCACUAGGGCAAUCGGACGUAUAACACAAUUAUUCCCAUAUUUACCAUCGACUUGAAUCCAGCAAU